Molecule: messenger RNA, 1021 nt
Organism: Fusarium graminearum PH-1
Lineage: Eukaryota; Fungi; Ascomycota; Sordariomycetes; Hypocreales; Nectriaceae
Exons: 5
Coding region: 97-426 (109 amino acids)
Biological process (GO): ribosomal large subunit biogenesis; cytoplasmic translation
Cellular component (GO): ribosome; cytosolic large ribosomal subunit
Molecular function (GO): structural constituent of ribosome
Source: RefSeq, a predicted model, not a curated record
GCACCCACGGAACGGUCUUUUUGUUAAGACAAUUCCUCAGCUCUUACUACUAACUCGCAGGUUGUUUGAGAGGACGGAAGUCAUACCACAGUCAAGAUGCCUUCAGAAGCCGGUCACCGACUAUACGUCAAGGGACGUCACCUGAGCUACCAGCGCUCUCGUCACACCACCCGCCCUGCUACCAGCCUGAUCAAGAUCGAGGGUGUUGACGACACCAACGCCGCCAACUUCUACCUCGGCAAGAAGGUCGCUUUCGUCUACCGUGCCCAGAAGGAGAUCCGUGGCACCAAGAUCCGCGUCAUCUGGGGCAAGGUCACCCGUCCUCACGGAAACUCUGGCGUCGUCCGCGCCAAGUUCACCUCUCCUCUCCCCACCAAGUCUUUCGGUGCUUCCGUUCGCGUCAUGUUGUACCCUUCGUCGAUAUAAAAAAAGGGCUUCGGGCUGGAGUUGGUAGUGAGGGGCGGUUCUCAUUUGGCUGCAUUGGUCGAGGCAAGGAUAAAACAAACUGCCUUGCUUUGAGGCAUUCAAUUCAAAAAGACGUCAAAUCCCAACCCCGAAAAGGGCUCUUCGCACCUGAGCUACUCGUUUUUGAUGAUAUAACUUGAUCUCCCUUUCAUGCAACGGUUAUCGGAAAUCGAUCCUGUCCACUGGGAGGGGAGCUUCAGCGAUGAAACACUUUCUGGUGGUUGGGAUUCGGGACCGGUGUUUGGAACUACGGUCGUGAAUAGGGUACAAGCGAAUCAUCGAUGAAAUGCCAGGUCCAGGGCCUCUAUUACGGCAGUACACAACGUCCCUGAAAGCUGGAUUGUGAUUUGACUCGUAUGGAGAAAUUUUGAGCCAUGGUUGGCGUCUAAUGAUGAAUCAGAAAUGUCUAUUGAAACCACACAACACAGCACAUGACAAUAACCACUUUGAUGGCCCAACUCGUUCCCCAUUUGACAGUCGCAUACAUCCAGUGGUCUGCGCCGGGUUGCCUCCAUGUGCUCCAUUGCGAUGUGAUACCUUGCCAUUCUCCUCCUGU